Molecule: messenger RNA, 1848 nt
Organism: Morus notabilis
Lineage: Eukaryota; Viridiplantae; Streptophyta; Magnoliopsida; Rosales; Moraceae
Product: BES1/BZR1 homolog protein 4
Exons: 2
Coding region: 430-1404 (324 amino acids)
Biological process (GO): brassinosteroid mediated signaling pathway; DNA-templated transcription
Molecular function (GO): DNA-binding transcription factor activity
Source: RefSeq, a predicted model, not a curated record
UGUGGGCAAACAGUAAUCCUCAACACAAUAAGCUCGUCGUCUCCACAUGCCCCUGCUACUUCUACCCAGUCGCGUCACUUUAGUUUUUACUCUUCCCUCUCUCUCUAUCAUUUUGCCGGGAUUUCAUCAAUUUCAAUACCACUUCCGCCACCAUCGCCGGUUUUCAGGCGAAUUGCCCCCGUGAUCCGGUCCGAGGACAUAAACCCGACCCGAUUAUGCAUAGAUCUGAUCCGCUAUCUAAUUUCCGAGCUAACGAUACCUGAAAAAUUCUCUCUUCUCUCCCAAACGGUGUCGUUUCCGCUCCGAUUCUCUCUUCUUCUGAUUUGCGAAACUACGGUGUCGUUUCGCCAACUCCGUGCAGCAGGGGAUUUGUGAGGUUUUUAGAGAGAAAAAGAAGAAGGAGAGAGAGGGGGGGGAGAGGAAGAGGGGAUGACGUCGGGAACUCGGCUUCCGACAUGGAAGGAGAGAGAGAACAACAAGAAGCGAGAGAGGCGACGGAGGGCCAUAGCGGCGAAGAUCUUCGCCGGUCUGAGAAUGUACGGGAACUACAAGCUCCCGAAACACUGCGACAACAAUGAGGUCCUCAAAGCCCUCUGCAAUGAGGCCGGAUGGACUGUCGAACCCGAUGGAACCACUUAUCGGAAGGGAUGCAAGCCUGCUGAAUGCAUGGAAGUGGCGGGUGGAUCUGCAGCAGCGAGCCCAUGUUCAUCGUACCACCCAAGUCCCUGUGCCUCCUAUAAUCCAAGUCCUGGCUCCUCUUCCUUCCCUAGCCCAGCAUCAUCUUCCUAUGUUGCUAACCCAAAUGGUGAUGGUAGUUCCCUUAUCCCAUGGCUAAAAAAUCUCUCCUCGGCAUCUUCAUCCGCCUCCUCUUCAAAACUGCCUCAUCUCUAUAUUCACAGUGGUUCCAUCAGUGCUCCUGUUACACCCCCAUUGAGCUCCCCAACUGCCCGAACACCAAGAAUCAAAACUGAUUGGGAUGAAAAUUCUACCCGCCCACUCUGGGGUGGGCAGCACUGCUCCUUCCUGCCAUCAUCUACUCCACCAAGUCCCGGUCGUCAAGUUGUUGAUCCAGAAUGGUUUGCUGGUAUCCGGCUUCCCCAGACAGGGCCAACUUCUCCAACAUUCAGCCUUGUUUCUGCAAACCCAUUUGGUUUCAAGGAUGAGGUUAUGGCUGGGGGUGGAUCCCGCAUGUGGACUCCUGGGCAAAGCGGGACAUGCUCUCCUGCCAUUGCUGCAGGCUCCGAUCACACUGCUGAUAUUCCAAUGGCUGAGGUGAUAUCCGAUGAAUUUGCAUUUGGAAGCCAUGCAACCGGGUUGGUUAAGCCUUGGGAGGGCGAGAGGAUCCACGAAGAGUGUGGAUCAGAUGAUCUGGAGCUCACUCUUGGUAGCUCAAGAACCAGAUGAGUUGGUAUAAAAAUUGGAUUAUCUGCAUUAAUUGAUUUAGUUGCAACUUAGUUUAAUCAUGUUGAAUUGCAGGUAAAAGAAUUGUACAAGUAGAAAGAUCAGCUGGUGUUAUAUAAACUCUCACUCCUUGUUUGUGCUGUUUAACGCAGAGAGUAACGAAGAUGUCAAGGUGAGCACAAACGGUUGGGCCCUUUUUCCAUUUUUUUUUUUUAUCCCUCUCUUUUUGCUAUUUAAUUUUUAUUUGUUCCUGAUUUAUAUAUAUAAUUAGUUGAAGGUGUGGGGUGGUUUUACAACCCUUUUGUCAUUGUCUAUUUGAACCUAAAUUUUAAUGGAAAGGACUCUCAUACAUGUAUGGAUUGAUUGCCUUUCAUUUUUGUUUGCCAUUGCAAGUAACAAUCAGUGAGCCAAGAGAACAGAGAGUGUAACUUCGUAGCAAAAAAAAAA